Molecule: messenger RNA, 219 nt
Organism: Funneliformis caledonium
Lineage: Eukaryota; Fungi; Glomeromycota; Glomeromycetes; Glomerales; Glomeraceae
Source: the annotation of a GenBank genome assembly
AAAGUUCUUAAUGAUGAUUUAUUUGCUGAACUUAGACAUGCAUAUAAAGAAGAACUUAGUUGUGUUAAACAUCUUACAUCACAAACUGUAAAAUAUUUUAAUAGUAUUAGCUAUACUAUAGUUGACAAUGAUGAUCGAGUAGAUGUAAAACUUCAUAUUGGUAAUACUGUAGAUAUUUUAGAAGAUAUAUCAAAUGAUACAUUGAAAAAUCCAAAGACA